Messenger RNA from Pseudomyrmex gracilis, 3570 nucleotides. Its product is annotated as tyrosine-protein kinase receptor torso-like. Lineage: Eukaryota; Metazoa; Arthropoda; Insecta; Hymenoptera; Formicidae. Gene Ontology annotation, molecular function: ATP binding; protein binding; transmembrane receptor protein tyrosine kinase activity. Gene Ontology annotation, cellular component: signaling receptor complex. The record is from RefSeq and is a predicted model, not a curated record. The coding region runs from base 1029 to 3398 and encodes 789 amino acids. The transcript has 19 exons. Gene Ontology annotation, biological process: protein phosphorylation; multicellular organism development; positive regulation of kinase activity.
AUUAUGAUUACAAUUUACUUAAAUGUUUCAGCCUGAUGUAGAUGUUAAACAAGUCUUCAUGCGCAAGCUCAUCAAUCAUAUUAUCGCUUUGUAUCUUAUGGCGAUAAAUACGUACACAUUUUUCAUGUUGUCAAAUUAUCAUAUUUCAGCUUUUGUAUGUCUGAAGAAAACUCAAGUACUUACAAUGAUAAAUCCUCACAAAAGUGCUAUUCUUAUUUACACACAUAUAAUAUAAAUAUUAUUCGACAUUUGUCAAGGUUAAAAUUAGGAUACAUGUAAUGCAAACAAAAAUUUUAAAUGUAACCGAAGAUUUAUACACAUAUAAUAUAUCGGAGAAAGAGUAGGGAAGAAGUAGGAGCAAACCUCAUCUCUUAUUAACGUACACACAAGGUGUAAUAUCUCUCUCUCUCUCUCUCUCUCUCCCUUUUUCCCUCUCUUUUUCUUUCACGUGGAGAGGGGUACGUAAUAUGUAUUGAAACAACACUCGCGGAGCUUCUUCAAAUGUGGAUUCAUUUGCGUCAUGUUCGUAAGCUUCGUAGUUAUACUUUAACGUUUUAUCACAUUAAUCGGAAAAUGUCACUCAAACGUGAGCCGUUCGCGCUUAUAUGUAUGUUAUUGAAACACAAUGUAAUUGUUUAUCAUGAAAUAUGCACAUUGUAAAAAAACCCGAGCGGUGUUUAUUUCAUGUGUUGAAUAAUAAUAGUGGAUGAUAUAUAUUGUGCAAAUUUGAAAUAACAUACUUACUUUGUGCUGCGGCAUGUAAAUAAGUGUUUAACUUAUACGUUUGAAGUUUUUAAUUUGUACGACACUCGAGCGCGCGUGCGUGUAAUUUGCGGCAUACAGCUAAUUGAAAAUGAAAGAAAACGAAACAAUAAGUUGAAAGUAAGUAAGAAAUAUAUGCGCGCGCGCAUUACAUUUCUGUUAGAAAUUCAAAUCUAAUUUUCGACGAACUGUAUGAAGAAUAUACUUCGAAAAAAAAAAAACGGUGAUUAAUUAACGACGCGUACAUUUUUGGAAAAGUCUACAGAAUGUUAUCAGUAUUUUUGAUAUAUUUUUGUGUAAUUACAUCCAUUCACGGAUUUGUCUUCCGAGAAGCCCUGAAUUUCGCCAAGUGUCUGGCAACAUGUCAAAACGUGUCGUGCCGAAGUAACUGUAAUCCGCAACUCACAGACGAAUUCGAAUCUUAUCCGAAAGUAAAUGAAAAAACUAACGCGAAUGUCAGCUUACACUGCAGAGGAAUGCACAUGCUCGUAAUUAAGCACAAUCCUGGAAUCUACGUUGUUGAACAGAAAGAUCCCGGUGAUACGUGGGGCGCAGCCACGGUGAGCAAUGGCGAAUUAACGAUUUUUUCGAACUUGACGGCAAACACGCUCUAUCGUUACCGUUUGCACAGAAUAACACAGGAUGGAGUUUUUUUAGCUGAAAUGUCGGAUUGGUUUUCGACUUAUUCAGUUGAUUACCAACCCUAUCAAAUUGAACACAUUUCACUUGUCAAGAUUGAGGAAAAUAAAAAUACGCGCAAACUGCAAGCGGAAAUUAGUUUUGAACCUAUGGAGGAUCGAAGUUGUACCUACAACAUAUUAUUUUGGUCAGGGGAGCACAAUUUGAUCAAUUUCAAUUUAUUAAUACCGUUUUUAAAUUUUCACUUUUUUCUCAAACCCUUGCGAUACAACCAAAACACCACGGUAUCAAUUCAAUCGGAGAACGAUGACUUUACCAAAACCAGUAAAUCAACGACAUUUACUUUCCUAACACCAUCGUGCUUGCAAGUUCAUUACAACUUGAGCAUUUGCGCGCCUGAAGAAGUAACGGGUUUGCGAGUUGAUAACAUUCAGAAACACGAGGGAUUGUACGAUAUUACAGUCAAAUGGGACAAACCCGUUUUGCAGCCGGACAAUUACACGUUAUUAUUCGAUUCGUUCCAACUCGAACCGCGUAUGUUGGUCGUACCUGGAGACGAAAUUAAAGCCGCCUUUUUAAACGUCAAUCUCGAUGCGCGAUAUGAAAUCAGUAUUAUAGCGGAAUCAAGGGGCGGAGUGAGCUUGCAAUCGACCAUAUUGGAGAGCAUCGACAAAGCGACAGGUGAACAAGUUGUAGAACUGUCUUAUUACGAGAUCAUCGUGGCCUUACCGAUAAUAGUGAUUGUUACGGUGAUAUUCGGAGUGAUUUGCGUGCAAUAUCGUAAGAAGAAGAAUAAACGAAUUAAGUUGGAAUAUAUGCAUUUUGAGGAUUCCACGGAUAUGCUGAAAAAACAUUCGAAGCGAGAUUACGCGAUCGAGAACGCUGACGUUCUCUUGCCGCAUGAUAAAUUCGAACUUAGUCCACAACAGUUGAAACUUAAGGGUUUGUUGGGCAGUGGGGCGUACGGUAUUGUCAGACUCGCAUCGUUGCAAGUUGAGUUUGGCACCACUAUAGACGUAGCUGUCAAAAUGAUGAAGGAUAAUCCAACGGUCGAAGAGUUGAAAAGUUUUCAUCAAGAAAUUUCAAUAAUGAAGUCCGCUGGCCAGCACCCGAAUAUAGUAUCUUUAAUCGGAUAUUGCACUUUGUACAACAAACCUUUACUAGUAGUUGAAUAUUGCAGCAAGGGUGAUCUGCAAACAUAUUUAAAAACGAUCUGGCAGAAUUUAGUAAAUACCGUAUCCCAGCAUAGAAUUCGUUUGAAAUACGAUCCGAUUUCUUUUGCGAAUAAAAACAAGCGUCAAGAUUUUAAACAAAACGGAUCUUACCAUAAUAACACGCGCACAAUCGCUAAUCGCUUGUACGAUAUUCAGCAAGAUGUUAUAAAAUACACAGAGAACGUCACGUCUGCUGAUUUAUUAAAUUUUGCGAGACAAGUAGCCACAGGGAUGGAAUUCUUAUCUUCAAAUCGAAUAGUGCAUCGUGAUCUGGCUGCAAGAAAUGUAUUAGUGCGAUCAGAUAAGGUGGUGAAAAUAUCAGAUUUUGGCCUUAGUCGCGAUAUUUAUCAAGAAAACGUUUAUCGUAAGAAAGGAAAUGGAAAGCUCCCUUUGAAAUGGAUGGCAAUCGAAGCUUUAACGCAUCAAAUAUAUUCCACUUACAGCGAUGUAUGGGCGUUUGGCAUUUUGUUGUGGGAAAUAGUUACUUUAGGUGCCACGCCUUAUCCCGGUACUCCCACAAACAAAAUUCUGGAGGUUCUCAAAAGUGGAUAUCGGAUGGAAAGACCACAAAAUUGUGGACAAGAAUUAUAUAAUAUAAUGUACUCGUGUUGGAAUGCGCGACCACAAAGUAGACCUACUUUUACCGAAUUGAAACAAAGCUUGGAUCAAUUACUCAGUACCUAUUCGGAAGACAAAUAUUUAAAUCUAUGUGAGGUUCUACAAGAAUCAGAUGAAAGUGGUGGGCCCGUGGUCAAAGUUGUACUUGGCCCUGCUGUUAAGUAGCCAGCGGAUACAGGUGUUCCAGCUAAAGACAAUAAAGCAGCUUAUUGACGGUUAAAAAGAAAAAAAAGUAUAGUAUCUUUUUAUGCAUCAUAAAAACAUAUAUCACAUCUUACCUGUAAGAUAACCAGAACUUGUAUUGUUAGAAAUAAACAGAUCAUGUCUUUGAUCCUUA